AUUCAAAGCAGAUGAGAACAAUAUUCACUCUGCAUUUAAUGCAUGCUAGUGAGUCAGUGUUCUGAUUGUCAGAACUCGCAAAGUUACAGGAAAAUUAUUGACAGGAAUAGGAAUUGUCGCUGUUGAAAUUUAGACAGAAUGAGGCUCGUUCAGUUAUUCCUGAUUGUGUUCCUGGCCGCCUUGAUGCCCAUCCAGGGGUCACGGCUUAGAAGACUAGAAGAAGACGUGAACGCGCUCAAAAGCUUUAUGUUUCGGGAGCUAGGAUCUAUUCGAGAUCAAGUGAACGAAAUCUCAAUUAGAGUCGAAACAUUGGAAAACUCCACUGCAACGUCCGACCCGGGCAGUCCUAACCGAGACAUGGACAUUUUUUCUUACAACCUUGGUGAUAAAACGGGAGAAAGUGGCAAGAAACUCAAACGUGCUGGAAAUAACGACGCAAGUUAUGUUGUAACAGAUGAGGUUCAAAAUAUGCGUAAGGCGUACUCAAAUGACAAAAAAGAAUUACAUAAACUUAAGCAAGAUGUUAAGAAUCAACUGAGAGAGCUUGAACAAAAGAUAACUAGCCAUAUGGAUAACCUGACUGCAGACGUGCAACACAAUAUCGAAUACAUUCAUGAAAAUAUAUCGCUGGCAAACAUUACUUUGUCAGAUGUCAUCAAUGGGUCUAUUUCAAAUAUUAGUAUUCUUUCGGACAAUAUCAAAAAGGAAAUAAAAAGGUUUAUUGAAAACACCAGUCGACAGCUUACAUUACAAUUUAAUAAAACGGAAUCAAAACUAAAAGAUAAUAUUUCGUCCACAUUCCACCAUAAUGAAGACAACCUUGAACGUUUCAUGACACUUGCUGAUCGCAAUGUUAGCGAAAUGAUUCUUAAAGCAGAUAACAUUUUCAGUUUGCUGCGUACUAACUUUUCAGAAAUGCCGAAUCAAAUAACCAAUUUAUUAUUAGAUUUACAAACAGUAAGCCUGAAUAUACAACAUGUUGAAGAAAAGCAAAACCAUUUGUUUGUGUUAACAUGCAACGAAGACUUUAGUGUUAACAAUGGAACAAUACAAGAUGGUUACUAUUACCCGUGCGCAAGAGACAUCCGUCUGGCCAACGCGUCCACAUACCGCUUCAUCGGCGUCCAGGGGCGGCUCGAGGUCCGUUAUGAUAAUUCGUGGGGGACCGUAUGCGACGAUACCUUCGAAAAAGGUAUAAGAAACACAAAUGUAAAGGUUGUGUGUAGGAUGUUCGGGUUCCGGGAAUGUGACUGUGUGCGUGAGGCGGGUCUGGGUGAAGGCAGUGGGGUCAUCUGGAUGGACGAUGUGGAAUGUGGAGGAGGAGAAAGCAGUAUCUUAAAUUGUCAUCAUCGUGGGUGGGGAUCUAACAACUGUGGUCAUAGUGAGGACGUAGGGAUCCAAUUGUGGAAUUAAUAUAGUGUUAAAAUUAUACUUUGAUCAAAGCGAUAAGAUUUAUACUGUGUUAUAAAGAGUGCAUUUUUUGCCUGGAAAAGGUUAUGAAUUUUCAAUUACAUUGCUGUUAAAUGUCUUGUUUUGUUGUUAGUGUCGGUGUUUUUUUUAAUUGAUCUGCAUAUAAGUAAAUGGGGGUUUAUGAAUAUUGUCAUGAUGAGGAUAUUGGUUUUCGUAUUUGAUAUACAAUAAUAACAUAAUGUUGCGAUCAAAAUGAACGUGUUUAUAUCUUAUCUAUUGAAUAGGGUUGUUUGUUCUUUAUUUAGUGAAAAUAUGUGAUGAAUUUUAACUUGAAAUGUUUUUAAUGGGUUGUUUAUGGGUUUUUUUUUGCAAUAACUCUGUAUUAAUAUGUGUGUAUUUGCAAGAAAAUGAACAUCACGUUAAUGCAACGCCAUGUACUUUUUGAUAAAUAUACAACUCUACCGUUACAUGUACAACACGGAUCCUCUAGAGAAAUAAUUAAUCAAAUGAUAUCACUAACUAAUAUCGUCACUAGAAUCAUAUAAGCAAGGAUUUAUGGAGAUAAAACAAUUUGGUUUAAGUCAUUGACAAUGUCCAAUCGCUCGUACAUCAUUUAAAAAUAUCAAUUGUAUUAACGCAGCAAAAUACAGAAGAACAAUAAAGUAAAGUGGCAUAUUUAUUUAAAUGUCCGUUAUUAAAAAACAUAUAUUUACACCUCAACUUCCAUUCCUUAAAUGAUCUGCCUUUCAGCAAUUGCGUUCGAUGAACGCAACAUCUUAGGAUAUGUCCGGAUCGCAAUUCAUCGCAUAACGAUAUAAUUGAAAACUAUUGAUCUUUUUAUUGUUUGUAUUGUGUCAGCAGGUCCCGUAAAAUAUAAAUCAACAUUUUAGAAAGUGCUAUGUUAUUAUAUUUGAAACGUUUUGUUGCCAAAAGUGUUUCAAUUUUAAGUUAAAAGGAUUUAAAGUGGUUCCCGCAGUAUUCUGACGUAAUUUAAAAUUCUGUAACAGUCUGGUCGUCUUUUUUACAGAAUGGGUAAGAAAGAAUUACUGAAAGAUAAUCCAAAAUGAAAUGAAGUAUUUUUUAACGUGUCUUGAAUAAAAAAUGAACUAUUGGUGUACAUAUAAGGAAUGAAUUGCGGGGCUGAUGUCAUUAUCGGAGAUAUAAACGCAAAAGGGCUGGUCAAAGUACGUGUGGAGUCCUUCGGACUAAACACACUUAGACCAGCCCAAAUGGGUUCAUACCUCGAAAAUGACUUCAACCCCGCAAUAUAUUCCAUAAUAAAAGCCGUAAUCUGUGCAACCAUAUAUAAAUCUUUAAUGUUUUUAUGUAGCAACCAACUGUCCAAAACAGAAGGUUUUGGUAAAUAUUAAGUACGUUUUAACACUGUCAGUUUGUAUUUAUAUAUAUAUAUACAGGUUUUAAGCCAUUUAGAUAACUUUGUAUCUUAAAAUAAAUGUUUGAAGCAUUGAUAAACAUACGUUUCAUCCGUUAUAUUUUGCUUUUUAUGUUUUUGCACCAUGCUUAUUUUAUUCUAUUAAAACGCAUCUUUCUG
Molecule: messenger RNA, 2962 nt
Organism: Mya arenaria
Lineage: Eukaryota; Metazoa; Mollusca; Bivalvia; Myida; Myidae
Exons: 3
Coding region: 139-1413 (424 amino acids)
Cellular component (GO): membrane
Source: RefSeq, a predicted model, not a curated record